AUGACGCUCAAAGUGUAUGUGGAUCGCAUGUCCCAGCCAUCCAGGGCUGUCGUUCUCUUCUGCAAGCUGAACCGGAUUGACUUUGUGGAGAUCAAAGUAGACUUGUCUAAGCGUCAGCAUUUGUCUCAUGAAUUUACAGAGAUAAACCCUAUGCAGCUAGUGCCUGCUAUAGUUGAUGGAAGAUUCAAGCUAUUUGAGAGUCACGCAAUCCUCAUCUAUCUAGCUUGCGUAUUUCCUGGAGUUGCUGAUCACUGGUAUCCAGCUGAUCUUUUCAAGAGAGCUAAGAUUCAAUCAGUGCUUGACUGGCAUCACACCAGCCUGCGCCGCGGAGCAGUUAUGUUUGUUCUAAACAAGGCAUUGGGGCCUGCACUUGGACGACCCUUGAAUCCAGAACUAGCAGCAGAAGGUGAGAAGAUUUUAACUGCAUCCUUGUCAAAGUUGGAGUCUUUCUGGCUCAAGGGCAGUGGGAAAUUCUUGCUCGGCGGGAAUCAACCUUCUAUAGCAGAUAUCAGCCUCGUAUGCGAACUAAUGCAAUUGGAGGUUAUGGAUGACAUUGACCGAAACCGAGUUCUCAGCCCUCAUAAGAAGGUUCUACAGUGGAUCGAGUAUACAAAGGAUGCUACCAGUCCUCACUUUGAUGAAGUGCACCAAGUCAUCUUCAAAGUGAAAGAGAAGCUGAAGACCUUGAGAUCAACUGAAGCUAGCUUAGACAAAAAAGUGCAGUCAAGGAUGUGA
This is a messenger RNA of Linum trigynum, 735 nucleotides long. NCBI's taxonomy places the organism in Eukaryota, Viridiplantae, Streptophyta, Magnoliopsida, Malpighiales, Linaceae. The record is from the annotation of a GenBank genome assembly.